This is a messenger RNA of Paramormyrops kingsleyae, 1468 nucleotides long. RefSeq names its product NADH:ubiquinone oxidoreductase complex assembly factor 1 (gene ndufaf1). Gene Ontology annotation, cellular component: mitochondrion. The record is from RefSeq and is a predicted model, not a curated record. Gene Ontology annotation, biological process: mitochondrial respiratory chain complex I assembly; mitochondrial electron transport, NADH to ubiquinone. Lineage: Eukaryota; Metazoa; Chordata; Actinopteri; Osteoglossiformes; Mormyridae.
UGCGGCGCCAACUUGGAUGGUAUCCGAUGUACGCUGAAGUUCAUUUUGAGUAGUAAGGUGACUUGCCUUUCACUUGAUUCAGUUCAGUUUGUUGUAUGUGAAACUCCUAAGCAGAAACGCAUUUUCAUUACAACAUUACAUACAAUAUUAAGGCGCUGGCUGAGUCAUUAUCUGUUUAUCAUCUAUUUUGUUGUUAGCUAUGUUCAUUUAAACAAACGCACGUUAUACCGUUAGUCGUAUUGGAUAUCUUGUUCAGAUUGUUGACAGGAUUGAUAAUUACAGAAUAACCAGGUCGUCUUUGUACGCAUGAUUUCAUUUAGUUUGAGUAGCUACCGAUUUAAUUAAGCUGGGCAAACGGACACAUGACAUGCAAGUACAAUACGUUUAGGAAUUUAUUCAUCUAAAUAAUUAUAUUCAGGAGAAAAACGCAUGGCAUCGAUUUUGGCCAGGACGCUAAAAAAUUAUAAUGGCAAGUGUUUUCUUGCACACUCGUUGCUUUCUUGCCCCGUGAUAUGUGGUAGUCGGACGUCGUUUUACGGGGAGUACAGAAGGGCUGGUCAGCCCCGGGACAACUCUCCACCAUGGAAGAAGAUCCGUUUCAGUUUCGCCAAAGGUGUGGAGGGGGUGCAGAAGCAUUUUGGGCUAUUGAAGGAGGAGAUAUUGGGCCGCUGGGUGGGACCACAAGGACGGCCACUGAAGGAGCACAUGCUAGAACAGACCAGAGUUCAGUGGGAUUUCCGGGGCCCUGACAGUCUCAAACAGUGGAUUGUCUCGUCAGACCAAGAAAUUGGAGGGCGGAGUGAGGUGUACCUGGAACUGAGCAAAAACAUCAGCACCUGUCUGGUGCAUGGUACACUGUGUUCCACUCCCCCGCGGGAUGGAGAGACACGGUACAGCGGAUAUUGCACAUUGUGCUCCAGACGGCUCCUGAGUUCAUUUGACAGGAAGAAGCAUAUUGACUGGACAAGUUUUAACACUUUGCAUCUUCGUAUUCGUGGCGAUGGACGACCGUGGAUGAUAAAUAUUGCGACAGAGACUUACUUCUCACACCAGAAGAAUGAUAUGUACAACUACUUUUUGUAUACAAGGGGUGGACCAUACUGGCAAGAUGUUAAGAUUCCAUUUUCAAAAUUUUUCCUUUCCAGUCGAGGGAGAAUACAAGAUAAUCAGCACCCUAUAUGGCUGGACAAGGUGAACACAAUUGCAUUCACCCUGGCUGAUAAAGCAGAUGGCCCAUUUCAACUGGAAAUUGAUUUCAUUGGCGUUUGCAAUGACCGAGCCCACACAGAGGACUUUGCCUAUGAAUUGUACAAAAGGAACCCAGAGGUUUAAGACACUGAAUUGGCUGGCUUUAGACAUGAGAGUACAACGAACCGAUGUGGUUUUAACCUCUGUUACAGUUGAUAUAAAAUACAGCAAAGAACAUUUUGUGCAGAGAUGCACAAAUAAACAUGCAAUUGCAAAUUGA